Hippocampus comes (tiger tail seahorse) is the source of this 2915-nucleotide messenger RNA. RefSeq names its product poly [ADP-ribose] polymerase 3-like. Bases 159 to 1745 code for a protein of 528 amino acids. Gene Ontology annotation, cellular component: nucleolus; site of double-strand break. Gene Ontology annotation, molecular function: NAD+ poly-ADP-ribosyltransferase activity. Gene Ontology annotation, biological process: double-strand break repair; protein poly-ADP-ribosylation. The transcript is spliced from 10 exons. The record is from RefSeq and is a predicted model, not a curated record. Lineage: Eukaryota; Metazoa; Chordata; Actinopteri; Syngnathiformes; Syngnathidae.
CAUGGUGGCUGAUUCCCGUCACUGACAACAGCAUGGAGGAAGAAAGACUGAAAGUCGAGCUCCGCCUCUUCCUGACACACCAACACAAGGAAAACUUCCCGAAAUUCCGAAGUCAGACCUUCAAGACUGUGCACUGACUCUACUCGAAGAGGAUCAUCAUGGCACCAAAGAGACGGUCUGCUUCUGCUACCAAAGCGGGCGGCAAGAAGAUCAAGGCAGAACCCGAGCUACCGAAGCCCAAAGAUGCAUUCACCUCGACCAAAGAGGCUCUUCUGGCUGCAGGGCCACAAACCAAAGGAAAGAAGAAGGUGGACGAACACUGCUCACUGUCAAGCAAAGGAGAGGUGUACGAAGACUAUGACUGUAUGCUCAAUCAGACGAAUAUUGGAUACAACAAUAAUAAGUUUUAUGUUAUUCAAGUCAUUAAAGCUGCCAAUAAGUACUAUUCAUGGAACAGAUGGGGCAGAGUGGGUGAGGUGGGUCAAUCCAAACUGAAUACGUUUUCAGACGUUGAGAGUGCCGUGAAGGACUUUGAAAAAAAGUUUAAGGACAAGACCAAGAACAACUGGAGUGAUCGCAUGAAUUUUGUGUCUCACUCUGGGAAGUACACUUUGAUUGAGGUGGAUGGAGAACAGGAUGCAGAGGUCAAGGUGGACAGUGUCGAUGGAACGGCUGUCAAGGUCACUAAAAACGUCCUACCUUGCACCCUGGACAAAGCUACACAGGCGCUCAUCCAGCUCAUUUUCAGCAAUGAUAUGUUCAAGGAGGCAAUGGAAUGUAUGAACUUAGACGUCAAGAAGAUGCCUUUGGGUAAGCUCAGCAAGUUGCAAAUUGCAAAGGGCUUCGAGGUGCUGGAAGAAAUUGAAGCAGCCUUGACUCAAAAGAGCAGGAGGCCACGUCUUGAAGAACUUUCCUCCAAGUUUUUUACAACAAUCCCGCAUAACUUCGGUCGCACCAGACCACCAACCAUUGACAACAACAACAUUGUGGAAAAAAAGAAAGAGAUGCUGAUGGUGCUUGCUGAUAUUGAGCUCGCUCAGACUCUGAAAUCAGAGACAGAGAAGGCACAGAAAGAGAUGAUCGAGACUGUCCCCGACCCGCUUGACCAGGACUACAGUUCUCUCAAGUGCAAACUCUCGCUGUUGGAUAAAAGCACAGAAACGUUCAAGAUAAUCGACACAUACCUAAAGCAAACGCAGGGCUAUCAGAAGCCCAAAAUUGUCAACAUAUGGGAAGUCGACAGAGACACUGAGGGGGCUCGAUUUCAAAAGCAUGACGACCUGGAGAACCGCCGUCUGCUGUGGCAUGGCACUAACAUCGCCGUCGUGGCUGCUAUACUGAAGAGCGGCCUGAGGAUAAUGCCCCAUUCGGGGGGCCGUGUUGGUCGCGGUAUCUAUUUUGCAUCCGAAAACUAUAAGUCUGCAUGUUACGUGCACAUGUCGAAAAAUACCGGCGUGAUGUUUUUGAGUGAAGUGGCCCUCGGCAGAGAACACACCAUCACCACAGACAACUCUUCUUUGAAAAAGGCGCCUGCUGGAUACGAUUCUGUAGUUGCACGAGGUCAAGUGGAACCAGAUCCGUCCAAAGACAUCUUCAUCACCCUGGACGGCAAGGAGGUGGCCGUCCCACAGGGUAAGCCUAUCACGCAGUCUCAGUACUCUGAGAGCCGCUUCAGCAACAGCGAAUAUCUCAUCUACAAAGAGAGUCAGUGUCGCCUGCGCUACCUGCUUGAGCUGAAAAUGUAACAGCAGGGAAAGGCAUUUCUUUAAAAACAGAAGGUGUGCCACGUUAUGUCGGGCAUUGCUUUUUUUUUUUUUGUUUCCUCUCUCACAAUUUUCUUUGUUCGCACCUUCCGUGCUGUUAAUCUACAGUUAAUGAGUGUGAAGGAUUGCACUUUAAUACUCAGACAUGCACUCGCUCCAUUGACGAAUCCUUUGCUUGAUGAAACAUAGAAGUAUGAAUCGUACCUUGUUUUGCCUCUCUGUUAAUGAAUGACGCAGGUGUACCUAAUGUUAUGACCGGUGACUGCAGGUAAUCAUGAUCGACACUUUUAAAUAAUCGAGUGAUAUCCGCUUAUGCUUUCUAAUGCAUUGCUUGAUGUGCAUUCUGCCUGUGAAGCAUUUCUGACUGGCAAUCUUGAAAAUGUACUCAAUUAUUCUAUAGAUUAGAAUAAUUAAAUUCUUCUGUCAUUGUAUAAUUAAGUGUUGACUGGAGGACUCGGUAGAAAGUGCAAUUUUACUCUAAUCAUAAAGCACUGUCAAUAUUUUUGAGCUGCUAAAAAAAUAUAAAUAAAUGCCCAGGAAGUGCUUCUGUUAUGCAAAGCAAUAUCGAAGUUGGAAAUAGAUUCCUUGCCUUGAUACGGUGGAACCUACAAAGUUGAACACACCGCAAACGUGAUUAGAAAUUGGAGUUCAAACCGAAUUUUCUGCUAGAAUUAAGUUCUAUCAUCUUAAUCGUAUAUAUAAAUGUAUUUCACCAAAAACAUGCUAAUGUAAAUAGCAUGUCGCUGGAAGUUUGGCUCAUGACUUGAGAACGACCAGAGAAGCUUGCCAAAAAUUUUUGCUACCCAUUAGAUUCCAUUUUGUGUUGUCUGGCGUCGUCAGUAGUUUUACUUCAAUUGUUUUAAUUUGCUGGUAUGAGAGUGAAGAAUGUCCCAAUGCUAAAUAAAGCGUUAUAGUGUUAAGUUCCUAAUCCUUUGGAAUGGCAGGCAGUUCAAGCCUGGAUGGAAUGAAUUCACUUUCGAUAAUUUCCCGUGGGAAACAAUGUUUUGAUACUGGUUUUGGUCAACCAGUGUCACAGAACGGAUUGUGUUCGACUUUGGAGGUUCCUGUAGCACCGCGUGGUGUUCGUCGAAUGACCAAUUACGCUGUGAUGUGAUUUGCACUAUAUGCUAGAACCAAUAAAUGUAUGUCUCU